AAAGGCAGUAGUAAUAAUCUGAUUUGCAGAAUAGAUUAUAAAUAAUGCAGACGGUCCGAGAUCUGUCUAUCUGCUUCAGAAGACAAAUUGAGAAUCAUCAUCAUUUGAGAGUAAUGGAAGAAAGCAUGUCAGGCUUUUGCAUAAGCGACGGAAGAGGAAGUGUUGCUAAUAACAAUAAUAGUGGCGGAAGUGGAACAAAGUGUGGGCGUUGGAACCCAACAACCGAACAAGUGAAGGUUCUGACAGAACUUUUCAGCUCUGGACUCAGAACUCCAAGCACCGAUCAGAUUCAGAGGAUCUCUAAUCAGCUCAGUUUCUAUGGCAAGAUUGAAAGCAAGAAUGUCUUCUAUUGGUUUCAGAAUCAUAAGGCUAGGGAGAGACAGAAAAGAAGGCGGCUUUCUUUUGAUCAUGAUCAUGGAGGUGGUGGAGUUGGAGAUAAUCAUAGCACCAUCAAUAUUAAUCAUUCUUCGACACAAACAGGUUUUGCACAGCUGUAUUCAGAAUCAGAGAAGGUGAUUGAGACUCUUCAACUAUUCCCAUUGAACUCCUUUGGUGAAUCAGAAUCAUCAGAGAAGCUGAGUAGUAGGGUGCAUGCAAAUGAUCAAUGCCGGGAUAAUAAUAAUUUGAUGUUCUCUUACACCAUGGGGGAACAAAUUGAUCACCCUCCAUUAGACCUUCGCUUAAGUUUCAUGUAAUAAAUUAAUUAAAUAUUGGGAAUCUCCUUUUUGCUGGUGAUUCAUGAUGAUGGGUGUUAGGGGGGAAAAACUGUUCUUUUAAAUAAAUUGAAAUUAUUGUAUUAUUAUUACUUGAUGUUAUAGGUUUUAGCAUAAUUUUUUCUUUUUUUUUUUUUUAAAAAAGGAAUGGGAUGGGGGUAUGAUGGCAGAUUUCAAAAAAUAUGUAUCUUAGUCUUCAAACUAUUGUUUUUAAUAUAUUUACCUAGCGAUCAGUGAUAA
Molecule: messenger RNA, 953 nt
Organism: Arachis ipaensis
Lineage: Eukaryota; Viridiplantae; Streptophyta; Magnoliopsida; Fabales; Fabaceae
Product: WUSCHEL-related homeobox 5-like
Biological process (GO): plant organ development
Molecular function (GO): DNA-binding transcription factor activity; DNA binding
Source: RefSeq, a predicted model, not a curated record